This is a messenger RNA of Dimorphilus gyrociliatus, 1258 nucleotides long. NCBI's taxonomy places the organism in Eukaryota, Metazoa, Annelida, Polychaeta, Dinophilidae. The record is from the annotation of a GenBank genome assembly.
AGACGAUCGAAAAAUUACACCAUGGAGGCUAUAAAGGAACAAUGUAAAAACUAUAUGUCAGAAAAAGAAAUAAUUCCUUUGUUAGAAGCGAUAACUUCAGGAAUUUUACAUUAUACACCAGAAGAUCCUGCACAGUUUGUACAAGACGCUAUAUGUUUCUUAAAGAGACAUCCUGAAACAGUGAUAAGUUGGGAUAUGUUUAUAAAAAGACAUCCCGCCAAACCAGAUUCUGGACCUCCAUCAGUAUCAACACCUACUCUGGAUGAUCCUUUAGAAGAUGUUUUACAAGACUUAUAACUUUCUCGCACCGGGCUUGUGUUCUAAUUGUUUCUGCACGGAAGCUGAUUUUGAUUGAAGUGUGCCAAGAAUAUAAGAUCAUAACUACUCAAAAACAUUUCCUUUUUUACAUACUACUAAUAAAAAAGGUUUCUCUAUUGUUCAAAUUAACUCACACUGUCCUUUUUUUUUGCCGCUGUUAAAAGUGACAUUGUAAUUUCCGAUAGAUAAUCAAAAACUAAAUAAUUGAUUUGUCCCUUUUGUACCAAUUGCCGAGCUAAUAAAAAAGUAGCUAAUUAGUUCAGUCAUGACAUAGUUAUGUUUAUCCAGUUUUGAACCUGAUGUGGCUGUAUCACCCCAGAAUCCGCUGGCACAGCCGAUUCGAACUGUGUCACCUCCCAAUUCUUUAUUGAAUCGUCCAUUUGACGAAUAGUGCUUAUAACCACAAAUAAUAGGAAUGCAUUUCUGACUUUUUGUUCUUAAAACUUGAUGAGCUAAGGUUAACAUAUUUAGCCGAAUUAUUGAACUUUAGCGCUGACUUACAACAUAAUAUGGUUAAUGUAUCCGCGCCGAAAGUAUGGCUACCGUUUUAGAAUUGGAAAGCUUACCUGACAAAAAUAACCCACUGUCAAGGUUAUAUAUCGUUAAGAUGGCUGCAGCAAGACAAGUUGCCUCUUCUGGACUUCGGCAAACAUUAAGUAAAUUUCUCUUCAACCGAGCCUACUACCCUCAGCUUGGUUUGUUGACCGAUGAUACCUUGAGGGAAACUGAAGUUGUUACGGAAGCAAUUCGCCGACUUCCCGACAAUUUGUAUGAUGAGAGAAUGUUUAGGAUAACUAGAGCGCUUCAUUUGUCCCUGAAAAAAGAAACUCUUCCUAAGGCAGAAUGGACCACCUUUGAAACAGACGUCAAGUAUCUAACUCCGUUCGUUGAAGAAGUUGAAAGGGAAUUUCAAGAAAAAAGAGAAUGGGCCGCAAAAUAA